AUGUGUUUAUCUAAAUUAAAUAUUUAGUUUAAUAUUUCAUAUUUUGGCAUAUUUAUUCUACUAGAUACUUUAAUCAGAUUCCAAAUAUUAUAAAAUUAGACUAAUAAAUAAAUAUAUUUUUUAGUAGAUAGUAAGUAGAUCAUAUCAAUUAAUCAAUAUAAUAUUCAAAAGCAAAAAUUAAUUUAAUACUGCUAAUUAAAAAUAAAAUUAUAAGGAUUUAUAAACAUAAAAUGCAAGAACAAAAGACAGAAAUUUAAGAAGCUAAAUAGCAUUUUGAAGGAGAGAGAAAGGAAAAAAAGAAGUUUGAUUUCAAUUUUGACAAAUCUCCAUUUUUAGAAUACUAUAAGUUUAUUGGAUUAGUUAGCGAUUAAGAUAAGGAUCAAUUUAUAAGCGUAUAAUAAAAAUAAUAGUUUAAAAUUUAAUAUUUAACUUGAGAUUCUCUUAUCAUAUCAUCAUAUUUUCUUAUAAUAGUCUGUAGACAGUACUUUGCCAAUAACCUUUAGAUUAAAUAAAAAUAUUCCAAAUAAAGAACUUAUUGAUAAACUAAUUUCAGAACAGUAUCCUCUUUUCAAGAGAAUAUAAUGGCUUACAACUGAAUAUGCUUAUUAAUUGAAUGCUGACAAAUUAGAAAUUAGAAAGAAUCCUGAACUGAAAAAAUAUUAAACUUUCCUGUAAGACUAAGACUGCUUAGGUAAGAUUUCAAGAUAAGAGCUUGUUUCUAUGAUUCCUGCUGCUUUGAUAGAUGCACAACCUAAUGAAAAAAUUCUUGAUAUGUGUGCAGCUCCUGGGUCUAAAACAAAGUAAAUGUUGGAAAGCAUGAUGAAAGGAAAUGAAUCCUUAUUAUUUGCAAACGAUAUCAGUAAGAAAAGAGCAUUUAUGCUUGCUUUCCACGUUUUAAAGCUAAAUGCUACAUGUGCUGUGCUCACCUCAAAUGAUUGUACAAAAUACCCUAAAGUAGAAUAAUUUGAUAAAGUUUUAUGUGAUGUCCCUUGUUCAGGCGAUGGGACCAUAAGAAAAUAAAAAUUAAUAUUGAAGAGAUGGAGUAGCAAAUUAGGAAAAAAUUUACACUGCCUAUAAUUGAGUCUUUUGCUCAGAGCUCUUUAUCUUGUGAAGAAAGGUGGGAGUGUAGUUUAUUCAACAUGUUCUUUGAAUCCCAUGGAAAAUGAAUCAGUCGUUUCUGCAGCUCUUCGUAUUUUAAAACCAUAUGUUAAGAUAAUUGAUGUUAAAGAUAAAUUCCCUGGGUUUAAAUUUUCUCCAACACUUUCUAAAUGGCCAGUUGUUUAGAAAAAAAUUACUAAUGCUUAUUGGAGUUAUGAAAGUAUUGAUGAUGUGUAUGGAUUAAAAGGUAAGAAAAUAUUUGAUACAAUGUUCCCUUAAGAGGAUGUAUAAGGAUGCUUAAGAAUAACUCCUCACAUGAAUGAUACAGGUGGUUUCUUUGUAGCCUAUCUAUAAAAAACAGAGGAUUUUGAUGAGAGCCUUAUUUUGAAUGAAAUAGAUAGGCUGUAGUAGUAUUAUAACACAGAAGAAGGUACACAAGCAUUAAAAGAGCUCUAAGAUGCAGAAUCUGAGAAUAAAGAAGAAGAAACAAAGUAAGAUAAAAAUGAAAAAGAAAACAAAAAAGAAGAUAUUUAUGAAUUUAAAUUGGAAAAGCUUAUUCCUCUAAAAAGCUAAAAUGAGAUUUUUGAGUAGUUAGUCGAUUUUUAUGGAUUUUAAAAAGAUGAUGAAAUAUUUAAUUAAUUGUAUUUUGUUCCAAUUGAUAGCUAAGGUCUUAGUAAAAAUAUACUCUUAAUUUCUUCAGCUAUUAGAAAAUUAAUUUCUGAAAAACCUGAUCUUUUACCUCAACUCUCUAUAGUUAAUUGCGGUUUAAAGGUUUUCACCAAAGUCAAGGACGUUACCCAUCCAAUAAAAUAUAGAAUAAUUCAAGAAGGUUUGAACAUCUUCUUUGAUAAGAUAACUCACUAAAAAAUAGAGCUAGAAACAUAUGAAGAAUAUCAAUGGAUGAUAAACAAUCUUCCUAAAAGAUUUGAUGAACUUGAUUAAAAACUAAAAGAAAAAAUAGAUUAACUUAAAGUUGGAAUUAUUGUAGUUACAUACAAAGGUAUAAAAGAUAGUGCCUUCACUGUUUGGAAAGGAAUAAAUAUCCUCUCUAUCUUAUUAGAUAAAGAAGAGAAAAAAUUAGCUAACUUUAGUGUAGAUAACAAAUUAUUUUGA
Molecule: messenger RNA, 2211 nt
Organism: Tetrahymena thermophila SB210
Lineage: Eukaryota; Ciliophora; Oligohymenophorea; Hymenostomatida; Tetrahymenidae
Product: NOL1/NOP2/sun family protein
Exons: 10
Biological process (GO): RNA methylation
Molecular function (GO): tRNA (cytidine-N5)-methyltransferase activity; RNA binding
Source: RefSeq, a predicted model, not a curated record